AUGGUGGUGGAAAGCAUCGACAAUGAUGAGGCUUCAUACGCUUCGCGCGGCCGACACGACCAGCCGAGCACCGCGUGCACCCUCGCCACCCGCCUGGCGAACGCUGCGCGAGCCAAUGCCCCUGCCGCAGUCACGAGGGCGGAGCGGGCGCGGCCAGCAGGCGGAGGCAGCAGGCGCUCGCUCGCCUGCAACUUCGAGGAGGCGAACGCAGGUGGCGGGAGAGCGACGAUGGCUCGCGCUUCAAGCACCCACAGCAUGUCGCUGUCCGAGCGGAGCGGAGCGGACGGGGCAAAUGCCCAGGCGGCACAGCCGCCCCAGAAGCGAGCGCCGAGGCCCCUCGUGCGGGACGCCACUCCGAUCCCUCGGCGCGCGAGCUACUGGGAGAAGGCGCGUGGCAGGCUGAGCGGCGGCGGCAGCCGGGCGAGCACGCGCGACGGCGGCCGCGGGGGCUUACCAGAGGAGGAGAGCGAGCGGGUCGAGGAGGGGCGAGGGCGCGAGCCGGCGGAGAAGCGCAAGAGCCUGCAGCAGCUCUUCAAGAGCGGCCUCGCCUUCAGCGGGGGGCAGCGGGGGAGUACGCGUCGCGACAGCGAGCCGAGCCCGUCUCGUCGGGGCAGCGACCGCCGGAGCAGCUCGGACAGCCGAGCCCAGGCGGAGCGCCGCUCGUCGGAGGACAAGAAGGGCGACGAGAUGCUCGCCGACUUUCUUGCGCGGAUGGCGCUGCAGAAGCGCGGAUGGCGCAACUUUGUCGUGCACCCAAACCACUGGAGCAUCAAGUACUGGAACCUCCUGCAGCUCGCGUGUGUCAUCUGGCUCUUCUUUGAGGUGACUCUCACGACCUCCUUCUUCGACUCACUGCCCGCGCUCGUCGACGCGACUUGCGGAGAUCCGGCCACCAUCUCGGUCGACGGCGGCACCCUCGACGCCGGGCUCGGGCCGGCGGACCUAAUCAACGCCUGUUUUGACGCGCUACUGCUCCUUCAUAUUGCGCUUAGCCUCCACCUCGGCUAUGUCGACUCCCAGAACAACAUGGUGAUGGUGCAGCGCGACAUCAAGCGGCAUUACCUGCGCUCGUGGCGCUUUGUGGCGCACAUUCUUGCCGCGCUCCCGCUCGACGUACUGCGGCUUGCGCCGCUCGAGUACGCGUGGCCAGCCGCCGUCGCGCAGGACUACGGCGAGGUCAUCGUCUCGCUGGCGCCGUGGCGCUGGACGCACUCUUUUUCUCGCGUGCUCAAGCUGGUGCGUGUCGCUGAGCUGCCCGGCCUGCUCAAGGUGGUGCAGACCGAGUGGCGGGUGCCGCCUCACUUCCGGAGGCUGUUUGCCCUGGCGCUCUUUAUGGCGGUGAUUGCCCAGAUAGCCGCCUGCACCUGGUUCCUGAUCGGCAAGCUGCUCUUCAUGCACGGCUCCACCCUAUUCUUCCCCGCGCUGAUGGAGCCGUUGCUCACCAACUCGAGCGGCCCCGCCGCCGUCCUCUACACGGGCAGCUCCGCACGCCGCACGAUGCAGUUCUUCGACUCGGUGUACUACACCCUCGGCCUGAUGACCGGGCUGUCCGACGGCGAGGAGCCUCAGACGUGGCUCGAGUCCCUCUUCACGGUCGUGGUGAUGUUUCUCGGCAUCGUCGUGUUUGCGGUCAUCAUCGGCAGCGUCUCCACCAUCGUCGACGAGAUCUCUGAGGCCGAGUCGCUAUUCCAGACGAAGCAGCUGUACGUGUGGCGGAUGCUGAAGCAGCACCGGCUGCCACCCGAGGUCGAGCGACGCGUGCUCAACUUUUACACCUACCGGUGGCGCAACCAUCAGGGCUUUGACGACCUCCGCGUGCUGCACACGCUGCCGUCGUCCCUGCGCACCGACGUAAUGAUGCAGCUGACGCGCGGCAUGGUGGAGAAGGUGCCCUUCUUCUUGGGCGCCGACGAGGGCUUUGUGCGCUCCCUGGUGGACCGGUUGCGGCCGCGCAUCGCCGCCGAGGGCGAGGUCAUCUUCACCACUGGCGAGAUGGGAGACGAGAUGUUUUUCGUCCACCGCGGCGAACUCGAUGUGCUCGUCGGCCAGCCACCGGUCAGGGUGGCCAAGCUGCGACACGGCGACUACUUUGGCGAGGGCCUGCUGAUAUCAAAGCCCCGCGGCAACACCGUCCAGGCGACCACGUUUUGCGACCUCUUCUCUCUCACCCGCACCGCCCUCGCUGAGAUCCUGCCGUACUACCCCGACACGACCGCGACACUGCGCGAGCUCGUGCGCGAGCGGAUCGACCAGGACCUGCGCAAAGGGCGCGAAGCAGAGCUGCUGCACAAGUACGGGAGACGGUGGCUCAAUCGCGUCCGGGAAUCCAUGGCGGCCGGCGCCGCCCAGCGCGCCCCACCGCCCUCCUUGGGUCGGAAGUUGAAGCGGGCGGGCACGCAUGUCCUCAAGCACGUCAACUCGAGCUCGAGCAUCCGCGUCGCGCCCAAGGCCCCGCAGCAGGUCGAGCGCUCAGAUACGGCCUCCACCAUCUCCUCUGUACCAUCCUCCGACUGCUCACCGCACGCCACGCCGCGUGACUGCACGGUGGUGGUCGAGGCCCCGGCGCCAAACCUGAGGCGCGGCGACACCAACGUCCGAUUUGCCGAGGCGGUCGAGGUCUUGAGCAGCCGCGCCGCGUCGCUGGUGGUUGACGAGGACGCCACAACUAAUCUCGUGCCCGUCCACGGCGAGGCCAAGAAGGCCGGACCGCGCGAGAGCUUUCGGGAGUGGAUGGGCUUUGUCCUGAGCCGUUCCGACAACCCGGAUGGCGGCAAGCCGACCUACUCGCUCGUGCUCCUGCCAGAUACAAGGGCGCGGCUGGCGUGGGUCACGCUGCUGUGGGCGGCCCUACUGUGGAACCUCACGACGUGGAUGUACGGGGUCGCUUUCCGGUUCCGAGGGUCGCCGUCCGCGGGCGCCUUUGCCUUGACGUAUCCGGCCUCGCUUACGGCCGUCAACGUCCUCGACCUUCUUGCAGACCUGGUCUACGUCAUCGACGUGCCCCUCAACCUGAGGCUGGCGUACGUCAACGACCAGGGUAUUCUGGUCAAGGACGCCCAGCUCAUCGGACACCGGUACCGCCACAGCCGCAGCUUCCGGCGUGCGAGCCUCGCGCUUGUGCCCGUGGACUGGGUCUGCCUCGGCGCCGGCGUGGCCCUCGGUGGAAACGCCGCCCUAUUCUUCUCGGCGGCGAUGGCGCGCGGCCUGAGGCUACUUAGGACGCUCGAGCUCUCGGCUCUGUCGUACGAGCUGUACCAGUUCGCUGCAGGGGCCUCGCCCAACUUCUCGCUCCGACGCAUCAUCUCCCUCGUCUGGUGGUUCUUCAUGUGCACGCAUGCGGUUGCAUGCACCGCUGGCUUCGUCGACUUUGCGAGUCCGAAUGUGAUGACAUACAGCCGCCACCUCUACCCGGCGGAUCGUUGCUUUGCCGACGGGGACGUGAGCCGCUCCGUGAUUGGCACCGAUGAUCUCGGCUGGGCCCUGUACCUGCGCGCCAUCUACUACGCGAUGGCCAAUUUGACGGGACUCGGCCGCGAUAUCAAGCCAGAGACGAUCGAGGAGCACGUCCUCACGCUCCUGCUCUCGAGCAACCUCGACGCUAGCGAGGUGCGCUUCCGGAAGACGCACUACUCGGUGAAGAGGUACAUGACGCACCAGCGGCUCACGCUCGACCUCCACUCGCGAGCCGAUCACUACUUCGAGUACCUCUGGGCGAAGACGCAGGGUGUCGAGAUUCAGGAGUCGAUCGAGGACUUGAACCCCUCGCUCCGAACCGAGGUGAUGUCGCACAUCUGCCGCGACGCCGUCAACAGCGUGCCGCUCUUCAAGGACCGCGGCGCCGACUUCAUCUCCUCCAUCGUGCAGGUCCUCUCCUUCCAGUCCUUCCCGCAGGGGGAGUGGCUCAUGCGCAAGCACACGAUCGGGAGCGCAAUGUACUUCAUCCUCAAGGGCAACGUCGACAUCAUCGUGAGCGAAGACCUCAUGUUUGUCACGGCCACGCUGGGCGUCGGCGACUUUGUCGGCGAGGGGGCGCUUCUCAAGGCGCAGGGCAAGUGCGGCGCGUCGGUGCGCGCGCGGACGUCGAUCGACACGAUGGUGCUCACCAAGGCGGGCUUCUCCAUCGUGCUGCAGCGGUUUCCAGACAUCCAGGAGUCCAUGCUCCAAAAGUGCAACGAGCGCAACAAGGAGAACAAGGCGGCAAACAAGGCGCUCGACCGGCGGCUCGACCAGAUCUCUGGCGUCCAGACGCAGGAGCUGGCCGACCUCAGCGCAGGAGCCAGCAGUGCAGUGCGCUUGCUCACCCGUGCGGCGCGCGUCGACGGCGACACUGCAACGGUCGCUCUCGUCGCUCUCGUCCUCGUCGUCGUCCGGCAGCAGCCUGAAGCGUGCCAACACGAGCCGGUUUGGGUCGCAGUCUAA
Emiliania huxleyi CCMP1516 is the source of this 4419-nucleotide messenger RNA. RefSeq names its product cyclic nucleotide gated ion channel (gene CNG1). Gene Ontology annotation, molecular function: protein-containing complex binding; monoatomic ion channel activity. Lineage: Eukaryota; Haptophyta; Isochrysidales; Noelaerhabdaceae. Gene Ontology annotation, biological process: transmembrane transport; monoatomic ion transport. The coding region runs from base 1 to 4419 and encodes 1472 amino acids. Gene Ontology annotation, cellular component: membrane. The record is from RefSeq and is a predicted model, not a curated record. The transcript is spliced from 3 exons.